Molecule: messenger RNA, 1023 nt
Organism: Thlaspi arvense
Lineage: Eukaryota; Viridiplantae; Streptophyta; Magnoliopsida; Brassicales; Brassicaceae
Source: the annotation of a GenBank genome assembly
AUGGAUAGAACACAGAUUUCAAAAACUAUCACAACAAGUGAAGAAGGAAUGAGCAAGGAGUUCAAGGAAUUAGUGUUAUCUCUUCCAUGUGCUAAAUUCUGGAAUGGUGUCCUCCACAAGUAUGAGGGCCAUUGGAUACCAUCCAUGUCAUUGAAGGGUAUGAUCUCUUUCCGAAAACACUUCAAAGUGCACGACUCUGAUAUCAUUUUAAGCACUUUUCCAAAAUCCGGCACCACAUGGUUAAAAGCUCUCAUAUUUACUAUUCUUAACCGUUCUCACUAUGCCUCAAAUAGUGCUACUCACCCUCUCCUCACUUGUAAUCCUCACCACCUUGUUCCCUUCUUGGAGCUUAAAAUAUAUGAUGAAAAUGAAAAUCCUAAUCUAGAAAACCUGCCUAAUCCAAGAGUUUUUGCUACUCAUCUUCCAUUCUCAUUAUUGCCACGAUGCAUCUUAGAUUCCAAUUGCCGCAUCGUAUAUAUAUGUCGAAAUCCUAUGGAUCAGCUUAUCUCUCGUUGGUUUUUUGCUACAAAUAUUCGUCCAGAGUAUAAGGAGACAAGUUCAAUUCACGAACUAGUCGAGAUGUUUCAAGAGGGAAUAUGUCCGUAUGGGCCAUUUUGGGACCAUGUUUUAGAGUAUUGGAAUAAGAGUUUGGAGAAAAAAGAUAGGAUUUUGUUUCUUAAGUAUGAAGAUCUAAAAGAAGAUAUUAUAAGUCAAACUAUUAAGCUAGCAGAUUUCUUGGGAUUACCAUUUUCUGAGGAAGAAAAAAAGAGAGGAGAGAUAGAAGAAAUAUCAAGAUUAUGUAGCAUUGAGAAUUUGAAAAAGUUGGAGGUCAACAUGAGUGGAGAAUACAAACCAGGAGUGCAAAACAAAGCAUUUUUUAGGAAGGGGGAGGUGGGAGAUUGGGCUAAUUAUCUAAGCUCGGCAAUGGCAGAAAAAAUGAAGAAGGUUGUGGAGGAAAAACUCCAAGGUUCUGGCAUUACAUUUAAAAUGACUUCGCAAGUGAAAGGGGAUUGCCAAGAUUAA